AUGGACCUGAAGACUGUUGAUGAGCUCCUAGAAUCAAUAAGUAGCAAUUUAAAUGGGGGCCCAAACAAGGAAACGGCCAUUCGUGCCAUAAAUGAGUUUCAAGCCGAUCCAUUGCAACUUGAUCGGAAGCUGAAGCAUUUCAUCAAGGAUCUCACAAAGGACUUCUUCGGAUCUUCAGAUAAAGAGCAGUGCGAUAUUGGAGAAUUAUUUUACAACUUCUCGAAGGUUUGCGGAUGGAAGAAAAGCAUGCGCCAGCUAGAGUGCGACAUAUAUAUGUUACCCCAACUGCUACGCCACUUGUCGAUAAAUGAUACCAAAUCCAGCUCGUGGCACUUGAAUUUCCUACUCCUAGUCUGGAUAAAUCUGCUUAUCAUGUCGCCAUUCAAACUAGAAAACGAUGAAGAGGUGUAUAAACUGACGAGUGGCUUUAAAAACUCGCUCUCACUGAAACCGAUCGUUUGCAGUAUCCAUGCAGAGCUUUUUAUUCGGAACAUCCAGCUAUUUCAAUGGUAUGUAACUGAUAAAGCCAUGGACCUAGAAACUAUGAAUCUGACCUUAAAGCUCUUGGUUGUGAAAAACAAUGAUGUGCAAUUGGCUUUCUUUGACUUGCCUUUGCUGCAGCGGGUUCUAAACAUGAUUACAUCCAGCGAUAUCACCAACGAGGAACAAGGCAUUUUAUCUUUUAAAAUUUUACCCAAGCUUUGCAGAAUGCUUGCAGCAAGAGAUGAAUGGGACACCAUAGAAGAUGUCAUAUCCUUUUUUCUGCGGCACCUCGGACUAUCUUUCACAGAGCUUCGCUUUAAACUGGCACGGAAUCUAGGAAAGAUUGCAACUAUAAUCCAUAGUUACGAUCCAGAGUUAGCGGGCGAUUUUGUCAGCACGAUUGUCUCAGAAGUCACGCAAGUGCUGUCCCACCAGAUCCUUGAAUCAAUUGAUGCAGAUUCAUUGCACAGUUAUCUGCUCAUUUUGGCCGAGUUUGCACGGUUCAAACUACUUCGCGUGGAACAAUUAGAGAUCAUCGGCAAGGAGAUUGUGCCUCAUACUAUAUUUUUCCAACAAAUGCGUAUCUCCAACGUACAAGGUCAUCAUAUUCGAGAUGCUACCAAUUUUAUAUGUUGGUCGGUGGCGCGCAAUAUGACCGAUAUUCCGGAUGAUAUCAACCUAUCGUUAUUACUUCAUCUUUUGAUGAAUUCCAUGUCGGACUUUGAGCUGAUAAUCCGGCGCUCUUCUAAUGCUGCGCUACAGGAACUGCUUGGAAGACACGGCUCCCGCGUUCUACAAUACCCGGUUAUCAUCAAGUUAAUAGAAAUGUCAGUCACUAAUAUCAACCGGUGUUUUAUGGAAAAUAUUCCGACGAUUUACAAUAUCCUAAAAGAUACUGCAGGUUGCAGCCAAUUUAUCUGCAAUUGGCUAGUAAAUUACACCAUUAACAAAAACCAUUAUUUUCAGGUCGUUAAAUUGGCAUGUGCCACUUUCAACAUAAUCUACAGAAGUGGUGAUUCCAAACAGAAACUUGAAUGUGACGAAACAAUUAAGGAACUGGGAAAUAUAGCGUCACAAAACAAUUCCACUAUUAGUAGGUUGUUGUAUCUUUUCACAAGUUUACCAUCUACAGAGCAUACACAAGAAAACAAAGAACUGGCCAUAUUAUGUUUUAGCGAGUUGACGCAGAAGGAAUUAAAUAAAUCGGGCUCCGCAGCGGAAUCUUUCGAAAUCCUUUCUUUCCUAAAGUUCUUGGUGUACAUGCCUGAACAAAGGAUUUCGGUUUCCGUUGUAAAUCGUCUGUUCCAAGCCCUUCGGAAGAUCGAAGAAUCAGAUGCUGAGUUUCCUGAAUUUAGCAAUUUGUUCAAUCAGCUGGUGAAACGUGCCUCUGAAGAUGACCAAACCUUCUUUAGCGAAGAAGCUAAGGAUCUCUUUUGGAAAACCUUCUACAAGUACAUCAAGUAUAACCACACUUUAUCAUGCUCUGCUUUACCCCAUACUAGUACUCCAGUGUUUGUUAAGUCUUUCUAUGUUCUGGUCCCGCAGAUGGACAGUUUCACUAAAUCUAGACUAUUGAAUUCAAUGUCUGAGAUGCUUGAAAAUCUUGGAGAUAAUGAUUUACUGUUUGACCUUGUAUCAUUAUUGGAUGAUUACACAGUAACUGAACAGGGAGACGUCGGCCGGCUAGUGAGGACUGGUGUGGUAAAGCUGAUCAAAAAUAAUCUGCCACUUUUUACCAAAGAUGAGCGGUUGAUGAAAGAAACAUUUAUGAGAUUACUGCGAUUAAUUGGAGAACAGCAAGAUGAACUGCGCUUAGCAUCUUUUGAAAUUUUAACUAAGAAGUUCAACUAUAUUCCGGACGAAGAAGCUCCAUUCAAUGCUCAGAUCUUAAACUUUUAUAACUGCCACUUCAAUGGGAACAGGGAAUUUUGGCGGGGAUACCUAAUAUCCGCCGGAGCUAUACAUUCCACUGAUAAGCAGAUUGUAUCUGCGAUUGAUGAAUUUUUAAGGUUUUAUGGAAAACUGGAAAAUGAACAUAAGUUGUCCUUACUUAAUGAGCUCGUUAGAAUAAUACCCAGUGCAAAGGAAAUUAGGGAACGGAAUGGAAAUUAUGUCGAAAGGAAUAGUAUGGGUGCACCAGGAAGGGAUAUUAUUAAGGUUACGGCUGUGAUGCUCACUUUUUGGCUAAGAAUACUCGAAUCUGGGAUAUACAUUCCUCAUUCCUUUAAUUAUGAAGGCGUAUUUGCGAAGUUUUACAACCUACAAUUAGGAAAAGCAGGUCAAAGGCUACGGAUGCCCGUUUUCAACAUUAUGCCACUAUUGAGCUUGUCGAAACAUAGAUACUCAAAAGACAAAGAAAGUUCGAUAAAAUUUACCAACAACAUCAUUAAAACCCUAUGGAAGCUUGGGAAGCCACAUUCAAGCAAUCAAACACAGUUACAAACAAUUGCUUUAGAAUCGAUCCUAAAGAUACACCUCGGACAUGGAAAGCUAGAUCUGGCAAAGAUGCUUGAGGCACGCCGAGUCGCCGUAGGUUCCGAAUAUUUAUCCACGAUAAACGACACAGACAUGCUAUUGACAUAA
This is a messenger RNA of Eremothecium gossypii ATCC 10895, 3066 nucleotides long. It is a transcript of the gene CIN1, whose product is annotated as Cin1p. Gene Ontology annotation, biological process: post-chaperonin tubulin folding pathway; microtubule cytoskeleton organization; tubulin complex assembly. Bases 1 to 3066 code for a protein of 1021 amino acids. The record is from RefSeq and is marked provisional. NCBI's taxonomy places the organism in Eukaryota, Fungi, Ascomycota, Saccharomycetes, Saccharomycetales, Saccharomycetaceae. Gene Ontology annotation, molecular function: GTPase activator activity; beta-tubulin binding. The transcript has a single exon.